Stylonychia lemnae is the source of this 1077-nucleotide messenger RNA. Lineage: Eukaryota; Ciliophora; Spirotrichea; Sporadotrichida; Oxytrichidae. The record is from the annotation of a GenBank genome assembly.
AUGGCGAAUUCUUAAGAAAUAAAAACAAUUUAACACAACUAUCUAUCAUAAGAUAUCUAAUCUAUUGAAACUCCACUUCUGCAAACUGAAAUUGAGUAGAAGAGUUCAAAACAUUAUUAUUUAGCAAAUUGCUUUGCACUUUCAAGCGCAUUUGGAUUUGCUAUUCAUAAUUACUUUGUAGCAUAUGGAAUAAGAAUGAGAAAUAACUCUAGCUCAAUAACUUAUGCAGAAUUUCUAAGUUUAAUGGCAGCCCCAAUAUAUUUAUAAAUAUUCCUUGGAGGAAGGAGUCUUAAAAAUAAUGGCAAACUCUGGAUUAAAGAAGAAUCUCAACUUUACGAUAAAAAAACUUUGAUUUUUAAGUAGAUAUGCUUAUUUUGUGUAAUCGCUCGUGGUUUCAUAUCUGUUUUCAUGAACACUAAUGUUGGUUUAAUGGCUUAUUAUUCAAUAAAAGCUGACGUAAGUCCAAGUGUCAUAAUUUCCAUAUGCAGCUCAUCAUCAUUCACUGUAGCCAUAGUAUUUUAUUUUUUAUACAAUGAAAAACUUCGCAUUAAGCAUUUAAUUGGAAUGAUUUUGAUAGUUAUAUGUGUCUUUUUGAUUGCUAUUUCUAAGAGUUUCACAUUUUCAGCACCUUUAAUCGAUGACCCACUUUCAACAUUUGUACCUAUUUUAUUUGCAUUAUUGUAAGUCACUGCAAUGACUAUAUCAUCUGUGAUCAUUAGAAAAUCUCAAGAGAAUGGCUAUGAUGUGAUUAGAUUCUGCAUUGAUUAAUAAAUAGUUACAGGAGGUCUCUUUUUACUUUUAUUUUUGCACUCUCACUAUACAUUCUUAGAAUACACUUGGACUUAGCUGUGGUUUAUGUAGAUAGCUGCAAUUGCUUUUACUACAUCAGCAAUAGCACUGAAUUAUUCAAUCAAAUACGGUAUUGGAGGUAUUGCAGUUGCUCUUAGUUAAUUAUAAAAUGUAUUUUAGCUCAUUCUAGAAAUGCUUAUAGAAGGAAGAAUACCGAAUUACUUUGAAAUUUCAGCAAUAAUCUGUGCUCUUACUGGGUCUUUGAUUAUAGCUCUUGGUAAAAAAUGA